Messenger RNA from Chaetomium fimeti, 2475 nucleotides. RefSeq lists its product as uncharacterized. The record is from RefSeq and is a predicted model, not a curated record. The transcript is spliced from 7 exons. Gene Ontology annotation, molecular function: UDP-glycosyltransferase activity; hexosyltransferase activity. Bases 1 to 2475 code for a protein of 824 amino acids. Gene Ontology annotation, biological process: carbohydrate metabolic process. Lineage: Eukaryota; Fungi; Ascomycota; Sordariomycetes; Sordariales; Chaetomiaceae.
AUGGCUAGUGGCGAUGAUUUGCCGCAGCAUCAAAACAACGUCCGAGAUGACGGCCGUGUUGAUGUCAACCUCGACUCUCGCCUCGCUACGACCCUCGCGCGCUUCGUCCCGGAGUUCAAGCACCCGAGCGGACCGUCCUCCAUCAUUACGGCUGACCAGGAUCCUCCACCCGAAUACUUCGCCGACAGCAAAACAUUCCUUCCAAAGCUCAACGUUCUGAUCCAGGUCGUCGGCAGCCGCGGGGACGUGCAGCCCUUCAUCGCACUAGGAAACGAACUGCAGACCUACGGUCAUCGGGUACGGCUGGCGACGCACAAUGUCUUUGAGGAUUUCGUGCGCAAGGCCAAGCUGGAGUUCUACCCCAUUGGCGGCGACCCGUCGGAGCUGAUGGCAUACAUGGUCAAGAACCCAGGGCUGAUCCCCAGUAUGAAGAGUCUCCGAGAGGGAGACAUCCAGAAGAAGCGCACCAUGGUUGCGGAGAUGCUGGAUGGGUGCUGGAAGUCGUGUAUCGAGCCGGAUACGCUUACCGGGAAGCCGUUCGUUGCGGACGCCAUCAUUGCGAAUCCCCCAAGCUUUGCGCACGUGCAUUGUGCGCAGGCAUUGGGUGUGCCGCUGCACUUGAUGUUUACAAUGCCGUGGAGCGCAACCCGGGCGUUCCCGCAUCCGUUGGCGAAUCUCAAAUUUGGGGAAAAGGGGGUUGUGGACCAGGGGACGGCCAACUUCGUGUCAUAUAGCAUCGUCGAGUGGAUGACAUGGCAAGGGUUGGGGGAUGUAAUCAACAAAUGGCGUAAGAAGCUCGAUCUGGAGGAAAUCCCGAUAUCCGAAGGUCCGGUACUCGCAGAGAGCCAGAGGAUCCCGUUCACAUAUUGCUGGUCGCCAGCAUUGGUACCAAAGCCAGCCGACUGGCCUUCUUACAUGGAUGUGUGCGGAUUCUUCUUCCGAGAAGCACCAGAUUACACACCGACUACCGAGCUGAGCAACUUUCUGAAAAGCGGUCCAAUGCCAAUCUAUAUCGGUUUCGGCAGCAUCGUAAUCGACAACCCGGAGCAGAUGACGGCUACGCUCCUAGAGGCGGUUCGCGCGACGGGAGUCCGAGCCAUCAUCUCCAAAGGGUGGAGCAAUCUCGGCGGUGUCGAGUGUGAGAACGUGCUGUUCCUCGGCGACUGCCCACACGAGUGGCUGUUCGCCCACGUCGCGGGAGUCAUUCACCAUGGUGGGGCGGGAACAACUGCCUGCGGACUUUUGAACGGGCGGCCGACGACCAUCGUUCCCUUCUUCGGAGAUCAACAAUUCUGGGGAGACAUGGUCGCUGCCGCCGGAGCAGGGCCUCGACCCAUCCCGCAGAAGCAGCUCAGCGCCGCAAACCUCGCCGACGCCAUUCGUUUCUGCCUCACUCCCGAGGCAGCCGCCGCCGCCGGGCACCUGGCAGCCAAGAUGAAAUCGGAAAACGGCGUGGCGACGGCGGCGAGAUUGUUCCAUGCAAAUCUACCUCACGAGUCCCUGCGGUGUGACGUCCUUCCCGAUCAGCCCGCGGUGUGGCAAGUCAAGAGGGGCCCGAAGCGUCUCAAGCUAUCAAAGCUGGCGGCUGGCGUCCUCCUAGACCAUUUAAAGAUUGGGCAGAAAAGCAUGUCACCGCACAAGACGAAAUCCUACUUCAUUGAGAACCGCCGAUGGGAUCCCGUGACAGCAACAACAUCCACCCUCUUUGGCAUGGCAACCGACAUGACAAAGUCCGCAGCCGACAUCGUCGUGAAGCCCAUCAAGACGUACCGACAGCAAUCCCAGCUCAAGCGGUCCGACCUCGAACCCCAGCUCACCCUACGGGCUGCUGCCUCCCCAGGUCCGCAGUCCCCUCCCGGCCUCGCGCUGCCGCAGGCCGAGCCCCUCCCGCGGCAGGCGCGGAGCACGCGCGGGUGCACCGGCCCGGGCGGGGCGGUGCUCAUGGCGGGCGUGUCGGGCGUGGGCGGCUUCUUCAGGUCCUUUGGCAAGGGGUUCUACGUCGACAUGCCCAUGGCGGCCGCGGACGGCUUCCGGUCGGUGCCGAGGCUGUACGGCGAGGCGGUACCGGAGAGGCCGCCGAUCACGGACUGGAAGUCGGGGGCGUUGGAGGGCGGGAGGAACCUCGUGGGAGGAAUCUCGGGGGGGCUGGCUGAUUUGGUGGUGCAGCCGCGCCGCGGAGCGAAGCAAGGGGGCGCGACGGGCGCGGCAGUGGGGUUCGGGAAGGGGCUUGUUGGGAUGGCGUCCAAGACGGCGUCUGCCGCAGUAGGCGUCGUGGCCUACCCGGGGCAGGGCAUCUACCAGAGCAUCAGGUCGACGAUCCGAUCCAAGACACGGCAUGACAUUGCAACCGCGAGACUGGUUGAAGGGGAGUAUCUCGCCGGAAAUGGAUCAGUGGACACGCAGUGGGUGCUGCUGAGGUUUGACCAAGUUCUGUCGGGGCGAACUGAACGAGUUGACGACGGGAAAUCCACCUAG